AUGGAGACAACAUAUAGCAGUAACGCGGAUCGCCUGGAAUACUUGUACCUGAACUUAGUGGGCCAAGUGGUUCAGGUUCGUCUGGUAGACGGUUCGUCUUUGGAGGGCAUUUUUGUCUCACGCACAGAUGUCGACGCGGACACGGAGGCGGGUAUUCUUCUCUGCUGCACUCGUUGUCUCCCCUCUUCGAAGCACAAGCCGCUGGACCCCUCAUGCCUGGAGUUAUUGGAAGACACAAUUAUUCCCUACCGGGACGUAGUGAUGAUGGAGGUGCAAAACGCAAAGAUCCGAACAGAGGCGCCUGGCAGAACGGACACCGUUCGCAGUGAUUACUCCAUGAACAAAAUUGACUGGGCGGAUGAGGGUGCGAAUGAGCUUCUGGACAGUGAGCAACAUCAAACCGGUGCGUGGGAUCAGUUUGAGGCAAACGAGAAGAACUUUGGGGUGAAGACGACAUACAAGGAAGAGCUCUACACUACCCGGCUGGAUCACAGUAAGAUCACGGAGGAACAGAGGGCACAUGCCGAUCGUGUGGCUCGUGAAAUUGAGGUGUCCGCAACGCGUGGUAUUGCCCACCGAAUGGAGCGUGAGGAGUUCUUGAAGGAUGAUGGAGGCAUGGAUGAGGGCACGCUUUACUCCGAUGUGCAGCGUCCGCAGGAAAAGAAGAAGA
This is a messenger RNA of Trypanosoma cruzi, 670 nucleotides long. RefSeq lists its product as uncharacterized. Gene Ontology annotation, cellular component: cytoplasmic stress granule. The record is from RefSeq and is a predicted model, not a curated record. NCBI's taxonomy places the organism in Eukaryota, Euglenozoa, Kinetoplastea, Trypanosomatida, Trypanosomatidae. Gene Ontology annotation, molecular function: RNA binding. The annotation marks the transcript as partial. The transcript has a single exon. Gene Ontology annotation, biological process: cytoplasmic stress granule assembly.